AACGGAUCCUCUUCAUCAUUCUCCUCCUUGACAUCCUAAUUCGAUAAGUCCUCAUCAGCCACUCACAUGUUCUUGCAAAAACAAUGUCUCCAAUCACCACUCCAACAAGGAAUCCACAUCCACAACCCAACGCCACUGCUUUCCAGCCAAAUUCAGCUAGUAAUCCAGAAUCUUCAUUUCCUUUAGAGUUGGAAGAUGGUGGGGGUGAUGCCUUUGAAUUGUCACAUUUCCUUGACAGUGGCAAUCCACACAACCCUAAAUUCCCAUCAAAUGAGCUAUUAUCAAAUGUAUCAAAUGGUUGGCCUUUCGGGAUAAGUCCUGUCAAAUAGUUGUAAGAUACAUUGAAAACUUCAAGGAAAUUGAGCUGCGUCAGCUAAGUGGGAAUGCUUCCUACAAGCUUGUUUUGAGAAAGGUCUAGAGCUUCAAGAUUUUUGAGAUUUCCCAAGGCUGGUGGAUUUGGACCAACGAGGAUGUUAUUGGAAAGGUUGAGCAGUUGAAGUCCGUUUAAGCUCCCAUACCUUUGCAUAUUCCAUCUGGAAUCUCUCCAUCAAAUUUGUUGCAAGAAAGAUCAACAGCAGAGAAAAUCUCUAACACCUUUGCAUAUUCCAUUUUCACUCCUUUGUUUGUUAUUGUCAUUGAGUAGGGCAUUUCUUUGGCAGAGUUGUUUUGGGUUUUUUAUUAGCACCUCACUUACUUUCUUCAAUACUUUCUUAUAAGCAUUUCAAAUGCUAAAAACUAGAGCUUCCCUCCAAUACUUCUUUAGACUUGUGAGAGAAAAAAGUGCUUAUAAACAAGUUGAAGAAUAAGCUCUGCCAAACAGU
Molecule: messenger RNA, 821 nt
Organism: Rubroshorea leprosula
Lineage: Eukaryota; Viridiplantae; Streptophyta; Magnoliopsida; Malvales; Dipterocarpaceae
Source: the annotation of a GenBank genome assembly